This is a messenger RNA of Debaryomyces fabryi, 852 nucleotides long. RefSeq names its product nucleotidase. Gene Ontology annotation, molecular function: nucleotidase activity. Bases 1 to 852 code for a protein of 283 amino acids. Gene Ontology annotation, biological process: nucleotide catabolic process; pyrimidine nucleobase metabolic process. The record is from RefSeq and is a predicted model, not a curated record. The transcript has a single exon. NCBI's taxonomy places the organism in Eukaryota, Fungi, Ascomycota, Pichiomycetes, Serinales, Debaryomycetaceae.
AUGACAUUAGCAGAAGAAUCGAAGCCAUUUAUUUUCAAGAAUCCAGAAAUCAAAGAAAACGAACAUCCGGGAUGUAUUGUUCAAUUACCGUAUGGAUUUGGCCCUCUUCCUCCACAAGCUAAGAAUAAGAAGAUUUUCUAUUUCGAUAUCGACAACUGCUUGUAUAACAGAUCGACUAGAAUUCAUGAUAUGAUGGAGGUCAAGAUACAUAAAUAUUUUAAAGACAACUUGCAAUUAAAUGAUGAAGAUGCUCAUAAUUUACAUCUCAACUAUUAUAAAACAUACGGAUUGGCUAUUGAAGGGCUAGUGCGUAAUCAUGAGGUAAAUGCAAUGGAAUAUAAUGCAGUGGUCGAUGAUUCCUUGGAUUUGAAGUCAGUAUUAAAAUAUAAUAAGAGGUUGAGAGAGCUGUUGCAGCAUAUUAAGGAAAGUAAUGAUUUUGAUUACUUUUGGUUGGUGACCAAUGCCUACAAGAAUCAUGCCUUACGGGUCAUUUCAUUUCUAGGGUUGGGUGAUAUUUUUGAUGGUUUAACCUUCUGUGACUAUGCAUCUUGUCCAAUCCUCUGUAAACCAAUGAAUGAAUACUUUUACAACUGCUUUAAUCUAACGCAGGUAGACUACAAUGAUCAACAUGUGAUGUCUUACCAAUACUUUGUCGAUGAUAGUGAGAUAAAUGUAAAAGCUGCUCAUAAACUACACCUUGGUAAUGUUAUUCAUUUCAUUGAGCUUGACGCAGAUUACGAAAAAAUUAAAUCGAAGCCUGAUUUCUUCGAAUAUUACGGUAAAGGUGAUAACACUGACUCCUCAAAGAUUAGAAUUAUAAGAGAUAUUUUAGACUUAAAUAAAGUUUUAUAG